AUGACCCAAAAGGAUGCCAUUGAAUCCCUCGACCCGACUGGCUUGAUGAGGCAAGUUGGCAUCCCUUCGGAUCAUGCUGGCGAAAGCGUCAGUGCUGACAGGAUGGAGGAUGGCAGGGUCGCUGCACUGCCCUCCGUGAUCGGAAAUCAGGUGGAGAGAUUGGUCUGCCGCCAUCGACGCGACCGGAAGAUGAUAGUGGACAAGAUGCCUACAGAUUGGGAGAAAAAGCUUUCCACCAUCAACAGCCAGACCAUGUCAAUCUGCUGGAAUCGGAAGACUUGCUCCAUGGCAACCCCUUGGUAUGUGAAGAAAGUGACAAGGAUGGUGCAUGGCAAGUUGGAGUUUGUCCCAGGGUCAGGAAAGGGGUACGAGUUGAUAUACCUUCGCUUCACACCAAGUGAUGAAAAGGAUCCUGCUGGUCGUGGGACCUAUUGGCUAAGUUCUGCCAACUAUGAAGCCCGACCUGUUUGCUGCAUGAACUCCACAGCAGAUAGGAGCGGAUUUGACUUGUUGAAAGAAGCGUACGCAGGUGAUAGUGAUGCUUCUGUAGAAGACGAAGAUGAUGCCGUCAACCCAGAGGAGGAGGAGGAGGAGGGCACAAGCGGCAUGCAGGCGCCAGAGGAUGUUGUCGCUCACGACCAUGAGGAUGCUACACCAGGAGAGUCAGAGUCAGAUGGAUCAGCGCCAAGUAGCGGAAUGGAGGAUGCUGACUUGGAGUCUGACGAAUCAGGGGAAGAGGAGGAAGUGCAGGGAUAUGAAGGUGAGAACGGGGAGACAAAGGAGCCCAUUGUUGUUGGGGCACUUGGCCCCAAACACAAGGCCUACCACACGAGUCCUGAAUGGCUGCAACUCCUGGAGUUUGAGAAAGAGAAGAAGGUCAUUUUGAGCAAAAUUCCAAAUGUGAUUGGUGCUGGGGUGCACCGACAUCCAUCUAAGUGUUUUUGGACCGCGAUCUACCCAGCAUGUUCGAUCAAAUCGUGCAGUUGGGGAGCUUCACGGACACCACUCGAGUGUUUGAUAAAAUGCAUCAAACACAUCAUUAAGCAACACCUGAUUGCUUAUCCUAACAGCUCAGAGGAUUCAGAAUGGAAGAGCCAGCUGCAAUCCUUGAGCGAUCUUAUUUCAAGUAGCUGA
Messenger RNA from Durusdinium trenchii, 1134 nucleotides. The record is from the annotation of a GenBank genome assembly. NCBI's taxonomy places the organism in Eukaryota, Dinophyceae, Suessiales, Symbiodiniaceae.